CAGUCGGAGUAAAAAUAUAAAAAAUCCACUGCCGGAUACAUUCCGCAUUGGAUACAAGAGUUUGUCGAUGCGUUUACGACGAUGGCGGCACCCAAAGUACAAAAUAAUUUGAAAAGGAAAUAUGUAGAGAUUGAUAUGAACGAGGAAGAUGAAUCUUAUAAUAAGGAACUGAAAUCAGGUCCUCCAAGACUGUGUCCCUAUCUCGAUACAAUAAAUAGGCAAUUUCUCGAUUUUGACUUUGAAAAGCUUUGUUCAGUUUCAUUGUCAAGAAUCAAUGUGUACGCGUGUCUGGUUUGUGGUAAAUAUUUUCAAGGAAGAGGUACCAAUACACAUGCCUAUACUCAUAGUGUGGCUGAAAGUCACCAUGUAUUUUUAAAUCUUCAUACCCUUCAGUUUUAUUGUUUACCGGAUAACUAUCAAAUUAUAGACUCGUCGUUAGAUGAUAUAAAAUAUGUGCUUAAUCCAACGUUUGAUAAAAUUCAAAUCGUUCAGUUGGAUAACAAUGACAAGCUUUCUAGAGCCAUAGAUGGCUCUAUGUACUCUCCAGGGAUCGUUGGUAUGAACAAUAUAAAAGCUAACGAUUACUGUAACGUCAUUUUGCAAGGACUGUCGCACGUAACUCCAUUACGCAACUACUUCUUAAGAGAAUCAAAUUAUUCAAAAAUAAAAAGGCCACCCGGUGACUCGUCGUAUCUUCUUGUGCAAAGAUUCGGUGAGUUAAUGAGGAAAUUAUGGAAUCCACGUAAUUUUAAGGCACACGUAAGUCCUCAUGAAAUGUUACAGGCUGUAGUUCUAUGGAGUAAAAAGAAAUUUCAGUUCACCGAACAAGGUGACCCCGUUGAUUUUCUCUCGUGGUUUUUAAAUGCGCUUCAUUUAGCGCUAAAUGGAACAAAGAAAAGAGAUUCAAGCAUAAUUUACAAGACAUUUUUGGGACACAUGAGAAUCUAUACGCGCAAAAUUCCACCUCUCGAGUUGGAAGAGAGUCAAAGAAGCGAACUUUUAAAUACAGUAGAAUAUGGUGAAACGGUGACCGAAAGCCCAUUCCUCUAUUUAACUUGCGAUUUACCACCACCCCCACUGUUUAAAGAUCAAUUCACAGAGAACAUCAUUCCACAGGUUAAUUUGUACACUCUACUAAAUAAAUUUAAUGCGGUAGCGGAAAAGGAAUAUAAAACUUACAAGGAGAAUUUCAUGAAGCGUUUCGAAAUCCGGGAAUUGCCACCGUUUUUAAUUCUUUACAUCAAGCGAUUUACGAAGAAUACGUUUUUCGUCGAGAAAAAUCCAACGAUAGUCAACUUUCCCGUUAAAAAUGUUGAUUUCGGAGACAUAUUAACGCCCGAGGUGAAGAGCACUCAUCCUUGCACGACUUACGAUCUCGUUGCAAAUAUCGUUCACGACGGCGAACCCAGUCACGGCACAUACAGAGUUCACAUUCUCCACAAAGCUACGGGCCAAUGGUACGAAUUACAAGACCUCCACGUCACGCAAAUCCUACCUCAAAUGAUCACGCUCACGGAGGCCUACAUCCAAAUCUACGAACUGAGGCAAGACGAUAUGCUUCCCGAGAAUGGAAAAUCAUAAAUGCCCCCUAUCAUCAGACUCGCCAAACUCUAUUAUGUAUAGUCUUAUUAAUUAAGAAGCCGAAUUAAAUUGUAAUUUUAAGGA
Messenger RNA from Ceratosolen solmsi marchali, 1665 nucleotides. RefSeq names its product ubiquitin specific protease 39 (gene Usp39). The coding region runs from base 82 to 1581 and encodes 499 amino acids. Gene Ontology annotation, biological process: protein deubiquitination; spliceosomal complex assembly; mRNA processing. Gene Ontology annotation, molecular function: zinc ion binding; cysteine-type deubiquitinase activity. The record is from RefSeq and is a predicted model, not a curated record. NCBI's taxonomy places the organism in Eukaryota, Metazoa, Arthropoda, Insecta, Hymenoptera, Agaonidae. The transcript has 9 exons.